Molecule: messenger RNA, 1944 nt
Organism: Plenodomus lingam JN3
Lineage: Eukaryota; Fungi; Ascomycota; Dothideomycetes; Pleosporales; Leptosphaeriaceae
Gene: SDH1
Product: succinate dehydrogenase flavoprotein subunit
Biological process (GO): mitochondrial electron transport, succinate to ubiquinone; tricarboxylic acid cycle
Molecular function (GO): succinate dehydrogenase (quinone) activity; flavin adenine dinucleotide binding; electron transfer activity
Source: RefSeq, a predicted model, not a curated record
AUGAGUUGUCUCAGGAUGCGCCAGACGCAGCUUGCACGCCAGCUCACGAAGAGCUUCCGCCAAUCGACACGAGCUUUUUCAUCGACACGGCCCGCGGCACGUAUCUACGGUACCGGAAACCUGAGAGCAAAAGAAGCCUCAGGCUUCAUCUCGCAGAAAUACCCUGUGAUAGACCACGAAUACGAUGCCAUUGUUGUCGGCGCCGGAGGAGCGGGUCUGCGAGCGGCCUUUGGUCUCGCUGAAGCUGGGUUCAACACUGCCUGCAUAUCGAAGCUGUUCCCCACGCGAUCACACACAGUAGCCGCACAGGGAGGUAUCAACGCUGCGCUUGGAAACAUGCACGAGGACGACUGGCGGUGGCACAUGUACGAUACCGUCAAGGGUUCAGAUUGGUUGGGUGACCAGGAUGCUAUUCACUACAUGACCAGAGAGGCUCCCCAAUCUGUCAUUGAACUUGAAAACUACGGCUGCCCAUUCUCAAGAACAGACGAUGGAAAAAUUUACCAGCGUGCUUUCGGUGGACAGUCUCAAAAGUAUGGCAAGGGUGGACAGGCAUACCGAUGCUGCGCUGCUGCUGAUCGUACUGGCCAUGCUCUCCUUCACACAUUGUACGGACAAUCGCUACGACACAACACCAAGUACUUUAUCGAGUACUUUGCCACUGACCUGAUCAUGGAGGAUGGCGUUUGCAAGGGUGUCAUUGCCUACAACCAGGAAGACGGAACCAUCCACCGAUUUAUCGCAAAGAACACCGUCUUGGCUACUGGAGGUUACGGACGCGCCUACUUCAGCUGCACAUCUGCCCACACCUGUACCGGUGACGGUAUGGCCAUGGUUGCCCGCGCCGGUCUUCCCAACCAGGAUCUCGAAUUUGUCCAAUUCCACCCCACUGGUAUUUAUGGUGCUGGAUGUCUGAUCACCGAGGGAUCUCGUGGUGAGGGAGGAUAUCUCCUCAAUUCCGAGGGUGAGCGAUUCAUGGAGCGUUAUGCACCUACCGCCAAAGAUCUCGCCUCCCGUGACGUUGUCUCCCGAUCCAUGACGCUUGAGAUCCGUGAGGGGCGUGGUGUUGGACCUGAAAAGGACCACAUUUACCUCCAGCUCAGCCAUUUGCCUGCCGAGGUUCUACACGAGCGUCUGCCUGGUAUCUCUGAGACUGCCGCCAUUUUCGCCGGUGUGGAUGUAACCAAGCAGCCCAUUCCUGUCCUGCCCACUGUGCACUACAACAUGGGUGGCAUUCCAACUAAGUACACUGGUGAGGUCAUCACACAAGAUGAAUCAGGUAACGACCAGGUUGUGCCUGGACUGUUCGCUUGUGGUGAAGCCGCCUCCGUCUCCGUCCACGGUGCCAACCGUCUCGGAGCCAACUCCCUCCUUGAUCUUAUCGUCUUCGGUCGCGCCGUAUCGCACACCAUCCGUGACAACUUCAGCCCCGGACAGAAGGCUGACCCUGUCGCCGCUGACGCCGGUGCCGAUUCGAUCGCCGUCCUCGACCAGAUCCGCACCUCUGAAGGUGCCAAGUCCACCGCCGAAGUCCGUCUCCAAAUGCAAAAGGUCAUGCAGACUGACGUUGCCGUAUUCCGCACCCAAGAGUCGUUAGACGAGGGUGUCCAGAAGAUCCACGACGUCGACUCGCAAUUCGCCGACAUUGGCAUCAAGGACCGCAGCAUGAUUUGGAACUCUGACCUUGUCGAAACCCUUGAGCUGAGGAACUUGCUCACGUGCGCUGUCCAGACGGCCGAAUCGGCCGCCAACCGCAAGGAGUCGAGAGGAGCGCACGCGCGUGAGGACUUCCCUGAUCGUGACGACGAGAACUGGAUGAAGCACACGUUGUCGUGGCAGAAGAAGCCGCAUGGUGAGACCAAGUUGGGCUACAGGAAAGUGGUUGGUACCACGCUGGAUGAGAAUGAGUGCAAGGCUGUGCCACCUUUUAAGCGUACCUACUAG